UGCAAGCUAGUGAAGCAAUUUAUUUAUGGUUUAUUUAUUGUCCCUGAAAUGUAGGCUGGCAAAUCCAGAGCAGAGUAUGGCGUUCUUAUUGGAAGAAGCUGUCCGCAUCAAAGAUGACAUUAUUGCCAGCCUGCGUACCACACAGACAUCUGUGCAGACACAGGCCUUUUCACACAGACUGCUGGAGAAUCAUGUACAGACCAUCACUCACAUCGUUAGGCAGCUCAGCAAGAACAUUGAGAUGCUGGAGAGCCAGAUCAUCCUGAGGGACCACAUAUCCUCUGGGAGCAGUUUUGCUCUACAAAGCUUGGAUCAGAAGAAUCUGAUGGGCAUUGGAGACCUCAGGGGGAGAAUGGCCAGGUGUGAUGCCAGCAUUGCCAAACUCUCUGGGGAUAUCAGUGCAACUGAAAGGGAAAUUUAUAAACUCCAGCAGCAGAUUACAAAGCUCCAAACCAGCCAGGCACUACAACUUCGGGAGACUGAGCUAAAGUGGUUGCAGAGUGUGGGAAAGUUGGACACUGCCAUGGUAGAACACAAAAGCAGCCUGAAGAUUGCGCAGGGAAAUCUGUACAGAGACAUGCAGCUCCUGGAGAUCAAGACCUCCGAUAGUCUGAAGAGGUUGAGUGAUGACAGCAGCCAGGUGAAGCAGUGGACUGAGCAGCAGCUGCGUCUCUUGGCAGACAUGCAGACACAGUCCAGUGGGCAGCAACAUUCUCUGCUGUGCAACAGGAUGGAUCUGAUUGAGAAGAAGUUCCAAGAAUGUGUUGGCCCCUUGUUGGUGAAAGCUGAGAGAGCAAAGGGGCACACGGAGCAGGAAGGCAAGGCUGCCGCGCUGAGGCACCUCGAGGACAAGCUUGAUGCCUUGGAGAGGAGUAUCUGGGGAGAGCUGGCGCUGAUCAAAAAGGAGUACCAUUCAGGCUUUCAACUGAUCUACGAUGCGAUCGAAUCCUUAAGCCAAAUCUCUGAUGCCAAGGCUCAGCUGGAUCGACAGAAGCUUGAGAACGACAUCAAGCAUAUCCGCCGUAAGAUCGUGGAGCUGAAAACCACAUGAAUAUGCACAGGUGCAUGCAAAGUAACAUUACAGAUUUUUUUCUUAAAUUUCAUUGUAGGUAAAAAAUUAUUUUAACAACGUUAUCUACUUACAAAUAAUUCAUGUAUGUCUAUCCCCUCUGACUGGUCUAAACCUAUGUGCUAAUGAAAGUGUUUCUGAACUUUCUAUGCA
Paramormyrops kingsleyae is the source of this 1222-nucleotide messenger RNA. It is a transcript of the gene fam81b, whose product is annotated as family with sequence similarity 81 member B. The record is from RefSeq and is a predicted model, not a curated record. Lineage: Eukaryota; Metazoa; Chordata; Actinopteri; Osteoglossiformes; Mormyridae.